UGUUCAGCCAAGUUCAGCUCAGUCCUCUUCCAGGCUGCGAAGAGUUAUUCUCUCCUGCUCCAUUUCCUCCCUUUUAUUUUUUUUCCUACUUCUCUCUCAAUGGUUUUGUUUUCUCAUCUGUUUGGUCACUGCUGUGUGCUUUGUGCACGGGGAGGGGGGGAAUCCGGACACGGAGAGGAUGCGCUUUUACGCACGGGCGACAAAAAAACACCUAAAGUUGUCUCCUUCUUCCACGCCGGGGAGGUUUUAGAGGAGAUCUAGAUGAUCUUUUUCUGGUUUGAGUGAACAAUGCUGCAGGUUCUUGGCGCUCUGACCGGGAGCAUGCUCUGGUUUCGGCUCCAGCUUCUACUGCUGUGCGUCGUGGAGUUGGGAUCCGGAGAGUCGACCUUCCAGGGGUUUUAUCUGCCACCUGCGAGCGGCUCGCUGCUCGCACCUGCACGGAUGACGGACGGGGUGGUGAGGACCAUCGAUCGGAUUUACAACGGUGGAGGAAAGGUGGGCUACCUCGUGUACCUGGAUGGAAAGCGAUUCCAGCUGGACAUGGAGCGGGAUGCGUCGGUGCUGUCGCAUCACUUCAGCCCGCAGUAUGUGUCCGCGAUGAUGGGACAGAGCCCCCUGCCUCUGCAGCGGGAAUGCGCGUACCGCGGGACGGUCAACUCCAUUCCGGAGUCCCUGGCUGUCUUCAGCCUCUGCGGAGGAGGUCUGGAGGGCUUCUUCGCCGUCAACAACUCGCGCUACACCAUCACUCCAAUCGUUCGCGCGAAGGGACAUGAGCGCGACCUGCGCACCCUGCACGACCGGGAUGCGGAGAGCGCGCUCCACGUGUUCACGCGUGAAAGCUUCAGCUUCCAGGCUCUGAGCGAGGGGCGCGAGAGCUGCGGCACGCGCGACGGGAGGAGAGGGCGCAGGGACGCGGCAGGAAGAAGGCGAUCCCGAGCUGGAAGAAAGGGUGGAGAGGAUGGAAGCGACGCACGAGGGAGGAGGUGGUGGAGCCUCCGCGUCAAAGAGCCCGGCGCGCGACCCAAGAGGUCAGUAUCCCGCGCCAGGCACGUGGAGCUGCUCCUGGUGGCGGACGACACCAUGACCAAGAAGUACGGCAGGGACUUGAACCACUAUUUGCUCACACUGGCCUCCAUCGCGUCCAAGCUGUACGGCCAUGCCAGCAUAGAGAACCCCAUCCGGCUGUCCGUGGUGAAGGUGAUCGCGGUCACGGAGAAGGAGAAGGGGCUGGAGGUGUCCAAGAACGCGGCGGCGACGUUGAAGAGCUUCUGCAAGUGGCAGAACCAGCAGAACCCGUUGGAUGAUGACCACCAGCAUCACCACGACGCUGCCAUCCUAUUCACCAGGCAGGAUCUAUGCGGCCACCACUCCUGCGACACUCUGGGCAUGGCGGAUGUCGGCACCAUCUGCUCUCCGGAGAGAAGCUGCGCCGUCAUCGAGGACGAUGGCCUUCACGCUGCCUUCACUGUCGCUCACGAGAUAGGUCACCUUCUUGGAUUGUCUCACGAUGAUUCGAAGUUUUGCGAAGACCGUUUUGGGGUCAACAGUCAAAAGCAGCUCAUGUCUUCCAUUCUUACCUCCAUCGAUGCCUCCAAACCCUGGAGCCACUGUACUUCAUCCACCAUCACCGAUUUUUUUGAUGAUGGAAAUGCCGAGUGUCUCCUCGACUCUCCUCGCCAGCCCCUUCUCGGGCCAGAAGAGCUUCCAGGCCAGAGCUAUGACGCUGUCCGACAGUGUCGCCUGGCCUUCGGGCCAGAGUACACCGUCUGUCCAGGCAUGGAUGUAUGUUCCCGCCUUUGGUGCGCCGUGAUUCGCCAGGGACAGAUGGUCUGUCUAACCAAGAAGCUUCCAGCAGUGGAGGGAACGCCAUGCGGGAAGGGCCGCAUUUGCCUGCAGGGAAAAUGUGUGGACAAGACCCGAAAGAAGCACUAUUCGGCAUCCAACCACGGCAGCUGGAGUUCUUGGGGAUCUUGGGGUGCAUGCUCUAGAACCUGCGGUGGCGGGGUGCAGUUUGCCCAGCGUCUGUGCAACAACCCAGCACCCCGAAACAACGGGCGUUACUGCAUAGGAAAGAGAGCCAUCUAUCGGACUUGUAAUGUCUCUCCACCGUGCCCGGCUUCCAACAAGAGUUUCCGUCAAGAACAAUGUGAGGUUCGUAAUGGUCCCCAGACUGACCCUAAAGGGGUGAAGACCUUCGUCGAGUGGGUGCCGAAGUAUGCAGGAGUUCUCCCUAAAGAUGUGUGCAAGCUGACAUGCAGAGCAAAAGGAACGGGCUACUACGUGGUAUUCUCUCAUAGGGUGGUGGAUGGGACCGAGUGCCGCCCUCACAGCAGCUCUGUAUGCGUGAAAGGGAAAUGCAUACGUACUGGCUGCGACGGCAUCAUUGGCUCCAAGCUCCAGUUCGAUAAAUGCGGUAUAUGUGGAGGCGACAGCAUGGGGUGUAUAAGGGUAGUUGGGAACUUCACCAAAAAGAGCAAAGGAUACACUGAUAUAGUAAAGAUCCCUGCAGGUUCCACUCACGUUAAAGUCCGUCAGCACUUGGCCAAGGACCAGACCCGCUUCACUGCCUACUUGGCCCUCAGACGGCCAGGUGGCGAGUACCUCCUAAACGGCAAGUUCAUGAUCUCGACCUCAGAGACGAUCAUCCCACUCAACGGUUCUUUGCUCAACUACAGCGGCUGGACUCAGCGAGAUGAAUGGCUCCACAGCAUGGGCCCCGGGGCUCUCAAAGAAGCUUUGGUUGUCCAAAUUCUUGCUACAGAUGCAAAAAAGCCCCUUGAUGUCCGUUACAGUUUCUACAUGCCGAGGUGGACAGCCCCACAGCAGAAUUUAAAUGCAAAGUUGAACUCUUUAAAGAGCACCACCACAGCGUCUACCACCACAAGAUCCACCACAAUCAGCACCACUACAGCUACCCCUACUCCCGCUGCUUUAGCCCUAAUGCCAACGACACCUGUUCCCUCAACCCCUUCUCCAGGUCCCAAGUGGGUAACGGGACCUUGGAUGACAUGCUCCAGGACUUGUGAUACUGGCUGGCAGAGCCGGACGGUACAGUGCAAGGACCAGGAUGGCAAACUGUCUAAGGGCUGCGUUCUGAAUGCCCGCCCCUCUGCUUUUAAACACUGUUUGGUGAAAAAAUGCUGAAGCAGCAGGAGAGGAUGUACAUAGAAAGACAAUUCAAUCUAUGGAUCCGCAGUGUUGGAUGUACGACUUUCAACCAGUGCAUUUAAGACAUGGAGUCUUAAAAAAGAUUAUGAAUGUUGCUGCGUAAUGUUUUGAGAUUUAAAGACGGACUACAGAAAAUGUACAGGACCAUGUUUGACAUAGGAAUGACCUGGAAUCCUUCUAGCUAUGCAGAACAUAAGCAAAACAGAGAGGUAGCGCCCGAGCAUAGCUAAGGACUUAAGUUGCAUGCAGUUUCCACAUGGACAAUAAAUGGGUGUCUUUGCUUCACCCUGUUAUAGCA
Molecule: messenger RNA, 3466 nt
Organism: Cyprinodon tularosa
Lineage: Eukaryota; Metazoa; Chordata; Actinopteri; Cyprinodontiformes; Cyprinodontidae
Gene: adamts5
Product: A disintegrin and metalloproteinase with thrombospondin motifs 5
Exons: 8
Coding region: 289-3144 (951 amino acids)
Biological process (GO): proteolysis; extracellular matrix organization
Molecular function (GO): zinc ion binding; metalloendopeptidase activity
Source: RefSeq, a predicted model, not a curated record